This is a messenger RNA of Penicillium cataractarum, 1377 nucleotides long. RefSeq names its product hydroxymethylglutaryl-CoA synthase (gene erg13). Gene Ontology annotation, biological process: acetyl-CoA metabolic process; ergosterol biosynthetic process. Bases 1 to 1377 code for a protein of 458 amino acids. The record is from RefSeq and is a predicted model, not a curated record. NCBI's taxonomy places the organism in Eukaryota, Fungi, Ascomycota, Eurotiomycetes, Eurotiales, Aspergillaceae. The transcript has 3 exons. Gene Ontology annotation, molecular function: hydroxymethylglutaryl-CoA synthase activity.
AUGUCUGCCCGCCCCCAGAACAUCGGCAUCAAGGCCAUUGAGGUCUACUUCCCUACUCAGUGUGUCGACCAGGCCGAGCUCGAGCAGUACGAUGGCGUCAGUGCUGGCAAGUACACUAUUGGCCUCGGCCAGACCAAGAUGAGCUUCUGCGACGACCGCGAGGACAUCUACUCCAUGGCUCUCACCACCCUCUCCUCCCUCAUGAAGAAGUACAACAUCGACCCCAAGUCCAUCGGCCGCCUCGAGGUCGGCACCGAGACCCUCCUGGACAAGUCAAAGUCCGUCAAGUCCGUCCUGAUGCAGCUCUUCACUCCCUCCGGCAACACCAACAUCGAGGGUAUUGACACCGUCAACGCCUGCUACGGCGGUACCAACGCUGUCUUCAACAGCAUCAACUGGCUCGAGUCCUCCGCCUGGGACGGCCGUAACGCCAUCGUUGUCUGCGGUGAUAUUGCUCUGUACGCCAAGGGUGCUGCCCGUCCCACCGGUGGUGCUGGUUGCGUUGCCAUGCUGAUUGGCCCCGACGCCCCUAUCGUCUUCGAGCCUGGUCUCCGUGGCUCCUACCUCACCCACGCUUAUGACUUCUACAAGCCCGACCUCACCAGCGAGUACCCCGUUGUCGAUGGUCAGCACUCUCUCCGCUGCUACACCGAGGCUGUUGAUGCUUGCUACAAGGCCUACCACGCCCGUGAGAAGGUACUCAAGGCCAACCAGAACGGCACCAACGGUGUUGCCGACGAGUCUCAGACCGCUCUGGACCACUUCGACUACAUCCUCUACCACGCCCCUACCUGCAAGCUCGUCCAGAAGUCCUACGGCCGUAUGCUCUACAACGACUUCCUGGCAAACCCCUCCCACCCCGCCUUCGCCGAGGUUGCCCCCGAGCUGCGCGAUCUCGACUACGCCGCCUCCCUCACCGACAAGGCCGUUGAGAAGACCUUCAUGGGUCUCACCAAGAAGCGUUUCGCCGAGCGUGUGCAGCCCGGUCUCCAGGUUGCCACCCUGUGCGGUAACAUGUACACUGCUACCGUCUACGCCGGCCUGGCCAGUCUGUUGAGCCACGUCACUUUCUCCCCUAGCGAGCCCAAGCGCAUCGCUCUCUUCUCCUACGGCAGUGGUCUGGCUUCCUCCAUGUUCAGUGCCAAGAUCGUUGGUGAUGUCUCCGAGAUGGUUGAGAAGCUGGAUCUUAAGAACCGUCUCGAGUCCCGCACCGUCCUGGCUCCCCAGGCCUACGAUGACAUGUGCCAGCUGCGUGAGCACGCCCACCUGAAGAAGAACUUCAAGCCUUCCGGCAACGUCGAGACUCUCCAGAAGGGUGUCUACUACCUCACCGAGGUUGAUGACAUGUUCCGCCGCCAGUACGCCAUCAAGGAGUAA